Molecule: messenger RNA, 3456 nt
Organism: Anguilla rostrata (American eel)
Lineage: Eukaryota; Metazoa; Chordata; Actinopteri; Anguilliformes; Anguillidae
Product: UPF0524 protein C3orf70 homolog A-like
Exons: 2
Coding region: 900-1694 (264 amino acids)
Biological process (GO): nervous system development
Source: RefSeq, a predicted model, not a curated record
CCCCACACCCUGCGUAUCUAUCCCCAACCCAGACACGCGCCGUGAGUGCAGGAGGUGAUGUAGAGAUGGUGGCAGAAUUCUGCGACCAUGUCACAAGGUAUUUAUAUUUAUUUUUACAACGUAACAUUUAAAACGAACGGCGACUCAUGCUUUUGGUUUUCUAUAAAUACUUAUUGACUUGCGUUUAUUAAAUAUUUAAGAGCGACCAUUUUGACACUUGAAAUUCAAAUGAAUGGUAUGUAUGAAUUAAAUAAUAUUUUAAUAAACCAUACUAGUUGAGCAUUUCUCCCACUUCGUCGAAGCAAGAGGAGUAAUUCACGUGGGCAUCUGAUAACGUUAGAAACGCUCCGAUUAUUUUCCAGUUAGUUUUCCUCGGAGGGGAAUCUCGUAUCGUAAAGCAAAGACAGAUGUGUGUACAAAUUACAGCGCAUUCCUUUAUGGGCGAGUAUCUCGGAGAAAGUGCGGUCAUGCUGGUCCGCGUCGACAGCAAGCGCGGACUUCUUUUUAGUCUGAAUGAAGUUUAAGAGGCAUGUCAUAUAGAAGGGGACCUCGGCAGAAUCGGACUACGACCAACUUCACUGGGUAGAUUUAAUCAAGGACUUAAAUGCAAGAAGCUUCGCACUGGACUUGCUUCGUAACCUAGGACUUAAUAUAUCCCACUUUUCAGAGAAAAUCCUAAGCCAACAGAGUGCGAUAUUUCUGUUCUAUCACUGGACAUAACACGAACUUUUCUUCGUUGAACACCCAACUAUUGACUCUGUGCAGCAUUGUCCCUACGGCGCGCGUAUUUAUGAACUCCUGCAUGCUACUGCAUUCCUUCCCCCGUCCGUCAUUUAGUUGAUAGGCGGCGAAUUUCGGAUGUAUUCCUUUGUCCUGGCGUGAUCUCUGGGUUUAUAACUAUGGCCACUUCGCGAGGACAGAAGGUUCCGAAGAGCGAUAAGUUGGAUGAGGCGCAGGCUUUGGCGAAGAGCUGCGCCGGGAGACCCGACUUUCUGCCGUGCGAUGGACUGUCGAUCUGCGCCACUCACAGCCACGGAAAGUGCUUCAAGCUGCACUGGUGCUGCCACUUAGGCUGGUGUCACUGUAAAUACGUGUACCAGCCCAUGACCAGCGUGUGCCAGCUUCCCAGCACCCCGGUGCCCACCGCCCCCACCGAAUACGCCGGCACCGUCGACCUGUCAAUCUCCCUGACGGAGCGCUUCCUCAGGACCGCCCCCAGCUUCCGGCCGCCGCCCUGCCCGGAGUCGCCCAGGUACUGCGUCAUUGCCGACCUCUUCGUCGACGACUACAUCGUCAAGCGCGUCAACGGCAAGAUGUGCUACGUGCAGCGGCCCCCGCCGGCCCUGCCCCCGGCCCCCCCGCCCCGGGUGCCCCCCCCGCAGCACCCUGCGGGCCAGACCGCGAGGGGGGCUCACUGUGGGUACAAGCAGACCCUCCCCGGGGACAAGGCCGGCGGACCCAAAAUAGACCAGUGCGCCUCGCCGUCCAGCUCGGAGGACUCCGGCAUCAAUGCGCUGGGCCUGCACUAUCUGGAGUCGUGCGACGAGGACUCCGAGGAAGAGGAGGACGACGAAGAGCUGAGCUCUGGCGGGGACUCCAGCCCCGGCAGCCUCUGGGACCAGGACGAGUGCUCGCUGCUGUCCCCCUCCAGGUCCACCGUGGAGAUCAUCGAAAAGAUAGAAACGACUGUUUGAUAUCAGGCCCCCCACCCCACCCCACCCCUCCCGCCCCCUCAUGUUCCUCAUGGGGGGUGAGUGAUGGAGGAUUCCCAUUUCCGUACAGUUCUGUUGGUUUUUGAACAGAGCAAACUGGGACCUGUACACAAAAAAAAACAGGGUUGAUUUAUUUUUUUAUAAUUUAUUUAUUUUUUUGCGAAAAGCUGGUGAAAUGUUUCUGAAUCGUUGCCACUGGACUCCCUGAGGAAGUGUACCCCAGAUGUUUACUGCUUUUACCCAGGGGGCUGUUCUUUCCAUGCCCCCCCCCCCAACACUCCUCUGCACCCCCAGCAUGGGCUCACUGACUGGGAUGUCUAGCAUGGUCUUGUAUCUUAGCUGUGGUAAGAUGUUAUUCUGUAUGAAAAACAGAGAAAACAUUCACUGCGCACAGACACGCACAUGCCCACACACACAAGCGGUGUAUGACCACAUGUUUAAAUAUGACUGGCUGUCUAGAGUACAUGUCCUUGGUGAAACUGAAUGGGUAGCCUUAUUUCACAGCAGAGAAAGGUCACUGAGUAUCGCUUGUAAAGAGGUGCCAUUUUAUUGCAGAAAUAAAGUGACUGAGAACAGACAGAGAAGAUGACCUCCGAUCCAUGUCGUCCAUUACACGUGAUUGUAGCGACAUCCAUGCAUGGGUCAGGGGACAUAUUGUGAAGUUUGAUAAGUGAAAGCAUUGUGUUCCCUGGAAGGACUUUGAGCGCAUGCACUCUGACCGUCACUGGAAUUCUGUUGGCCGCUCCCACUUGUCGGCUCCACCCACUUUCCGUCAAUCAUAUCAGUCUAGCUGACUUGUAACUGCCUGCAUAAUACUGGUAAUUAAGGAACAGAGUUUUUGACAAUCAAAGAAAUAUGGAGAAAUAAAUCUCCCGCGCGCAUUACCGAGUCACGUAACGAGGUGUUUCCUUGUGCCGUUGUUUCUGACGGGCUGAGGAAACAUUCGGAUCUCACUCUUGUGACGGUCUGGCGAGAAACGGCCCCUCCGUCCGUCUCCAGCGCGCAAGGCGGUUGGAUGGACGCCAAGCCGUUACAUUUAACUGCGCGGCGCCAUUAUCCCCACUUAAGGGCGUCCGAGGGGAAUCGCAAAAUCAGCCGACCCAGUGGCCGGUGUAGCUAGCGCUGACCUGUGAUUAGCGUCAGACCCGAGUGUCUAAAAUGGGAUCUGGGCAGAAAGGGGACGGAGUCUGUGAGCGUGGCGCUGGGACGACCGGCCGCACCCGACCCGGCUGCCUCCGGCGAACGGGAACGAAUGGGAAAAAGCAGCGGCUCUGUACGGACGGAGCAGGAAGGUCUGAGGAAGGCAGCUGCCUCCCGCACACGCCCCCGGACCGGCGCUUCUCUUCACCGGCUCGUCCCUCUCCUCCAGGCUGCUGUCACUGCGGCCGUCGGCAGUUGAGCACAAAGCCUUUCGGCUCACAAGCACAGGAAAUGGCGGCCGCUUCUGGUUCCGGGGGGUUUUUUCUGGAGCCCGUUUCCGGAGUUCUGUUCCAGAAGGGGCUGCUCUGUGAGCACAGCGCUGAGGACCCACCCCCAGGGACCCGCGGGUGCCCUCCAGACUCUCUCACUGGGGUCGCCUGGUGGAGCCAACAUGCAUGUGGACAUUCUGCAAUGCCAGCAUAGCCAGCGAUCAUAAAUAUAUAGAUUCACAAAUGUCUUAGUGUCGGUUGUGCUGAAGCCUCUUUUCUUACAACCCUAUUGGUAUUGCUCUUAUUUUCGUAUAAACAAAAUCUGAAUACAAAAA